AAGAAGAUGGAGGGACUAUAAAGAAUAUAUUCCUCACGGAUAUUCCCCUGAUUUAAUGAGUGUAUACAAGUUUAUCCACUGGGAACUUCUCCUCCAUUUCCUAAAACACUUGCGGAAUAUUUAUUUGGUAAAAUGCAUGAAAUGGGCACUAACGUGGAAGAAUCGAACCUGUAUAUAAGGAUUUACAAGUUGGUAUUCGGUAGCGUUGGUUUAUUCCCUGUCGAAAAUGGACAAAUGCUGCGCGCUCAUUAGCACAACAUUGUUAAUCAAUCGAUGGAAUUGGCUUUUACAGCUGAGAAUCCUUGUAAUUACUUGCUCUUGUUGAGAGCCUUAUUCCGUUCAAUUGGCGGAGGUUCUCAUGAUUUAUUAUAUUAUAUUAUUUGACAUUGCUGCCUAAUUUACUGAAGGUUUUGAAUUGCUUGUAAAGCGGUUUCCAUAAACAACACAUGAAAGAUUUAUUUGUCGAAUCGUGUGUAACAGUGCCGGCGCGUUUGUCGUCUUUCCUGCCUUAUUUACCGAUGCUUAUGGAUGCUUUAAUUUCGUCUUUAUACGGUUCGAAUGCUUUAGAAAGUCAGGGUUUACUAUGUGUUGAUAAUUUGCAACCGAAUUUUUUGUAUGACCGUGUACUACCCGCUGUUGUAAGACGAUGAUUGAAGGUAUACAAUAUGUUUACAAAGAAAUUCAGCCUACUGCCGUGGCGCCAUAUUUCCAAGAACACGAAUCUCGUGUCAAGUCAUCUGGUUUUACAAACUGAAAAGAAUCUUAUGAUAGAGUCUUCGUCGCCGUAUCGAGCACCAUUAUUUAAGACUUCGCCCCGUCGUUUAGCCAUACUACUAGUAUGGUUUUUCAUUCUCUGCUAAAAGGUCACGCCUUAGAAGCACGCUCCGUUGUAAGGCAAGCUUUAGAUGUUCUAACUCCGGCUAUGCCUUUACCUAUGGAGGACGGCAACACUAUGCAGCAACUUUUCCAUAUUUUACAACUUAUUGUAAGGCACUACAAAGUAAAAAUUUCUUCUUAAUGACAGUGGUUUGUUGGCACUUUUUACUAUAUAGUUUUAUUUCUAUUUGUGAAAGGUGUAUUUCCCUGUAGUUACACAUUUGGUCAAUUUACGCAACGCUUAGAUUUUCUUCGGAACGCUUCUUUAGAACAUAAAAAACUAGCUGUAGACUUAGCUGCAGUUAUUAUCAAAUGGCAGCUGCAACGUAUUAAAGAAGACGAAACAGAACGCAAAGUAUUAUCGGGCGGCAUGGAAGAAGAUGGAAAUGACAAGACUUUAAAAAGGAGUCGCAAUGAAGAUUAUGCGUAUUAAUUGAAUAACUAGGAGGUUUUUAAUUCAUAACAUAUAUAUGUUAUGAAUUGUUGCGUGGACGCAAUAUUAUAUUAUUAUAGUUUAUAAUGGUGUAGGCCUAACGGGGAGCCAGCCAAUCAAAACAAUUGGCAAGGCGGCAAUCAUGGUCCCUCAAGGAUGGUGUGAAAAACCGUGUCAAGCAGGAAUAGUGAAAUUUUGCAGAAUCUUAAGUGUGCCGAACAUGUUUCCAAUGCUCUGAUGAAUAUGUAAAGCUAGAGAGAAUAAGACGACCAGUUAAUGAAGAUACAGCAGAUUUAUUGAAAAAUUUUGACGACCAAAAACGUCGAGAAAUCACAGAUGGUAUCUACGGCAGCAGAGAAAAUAGUGAUCUUGAUGAAAAUAUAUUUGAUGAAUGCGAAUAUACGGUGGUAUGAAUGAUUUUGUAGAAUAUAUUCAUUGGCGAAGGUGAAGGACAACAAUAACUUGAGUCAAAAAAAUUCAAUAAUUAUAAUAUGAGAGCAAUAUUUACGCUUUGGGCUGUUCACAUGUAUUGUAGAAAAAGAUGUUAUGAAGAUUGGUAUUUGACAUGACUGCGAACAGAACUGUCAAGAUAACCUAACCUUAGCAAAGGGAACAUAGGCACGACAGAAACUUUUACAAAACACUCGUCGAAAUGGCCGCGCAAAGCGAAUAAACAUUUUUAAAAAAACUUGAGGGUAUAUUGAAAGAUUAAAUCACAUGAUAGAUGGUCAUCGGCCGGCACUGUGAACAUAUGUUCCUUAAAGACUACGGAAUGCUUAUUUACCUGUAAACCUAUCCUGCCGGCAUGGCAGCAGCGGGACAUGAAAAAUGAUUAUAUCAAUUUAUUUCACUCG
Messenger RNA from Glossina fuscipes, 2163 nucleotides. RefSeq names its product transformation/transcription domain-associated protein-like. The transcript is spliced from 2 exons. The record is from RefSeq and is a predicted model, not a curated record. NCBI's taxonomy places the organism in Eukaryota, Metazoa, Arthropoda, Insecta, Diptera, Glossinidae. Bases 447 to 650 code for a protein of 67 amino acids.